Molecule: messenger RNA, 1182 nt
Organism: Vitrella brassicaformis
Lineage: Eukaryota; Vitrellaceae
Source: the annotation of a GenBank genome assembly
GUAAUCGACGUUACUGCUGCAACAAACAGACCUUGAGAGUGAUCCACUGCACAUUAACGUCACCGUGCUGGCUCACAAGACACCAGUGUCAAUGUCAAUGUCAUUGUCACUGUCAUUGUCAAGCCAUUGUCUCACAUCGCAAUGCAGACUCAGACCGUUGCACAUACACAUGCGUCAAGGUGUCAGUCCGAGAGUCAGCCCUUUCUAGGCCAGUGAUCAGGAAAACUCCCAGUGAAGCCGGCAAAGUCAAACCCUCGGGCCCGGUGGUUGAAGCUCUCCACCCACCGAAACAGCGCCCCGUCAGUGUAGAACCGCCUCGUGUAGUCAAGCACCCGUUUCGCCUGCAGCCGGUCGAUGUCAGCCGCCAGGAUGUCGACCCGCAGGAGUGCCAGCUGCUUGGAGGCCAGGAGGUCAUCAAACACGGUGACGAUCAAAUGGGGCGAGGCAGCCUGGGCAUCACGCUGAAACUCCUCUGAGCCAUAAAGGAACACAGACACAGAGAAAAGGAGACAGAGAGAUGGGGAGGGCCGGCAUCGGCAUGUCUGAGCGCCUGUGUGGGGGGAUGGUCGAAGGCGCUCACCGAGUGAUGUGUAAAGGAUGUGCUUCUUGUCCUGGAACUGCAGCACAAGUGUCCUGAAUCCCUGCGUGCCCUGCAGCUGCACCUUGGCCGCCUCGAUGCCGUUGCCCUUCAUGUCGUGGUGAGGGGACUUGGUCAGCGGCGCGAUGAACAUGGGAGCAUGGGACGCACUGAGCACAUUAAUCACACACCACACACAUAGCCAUCGGACAGCCACAGAGAAAGCGCCAUGAAUACAUCCGGCUGACCCAUCCAUCCAUCCAUUCUGCCUACUUCUUGGUCAGUGUGUCGUACUCGUCCGGCUGCAGCACAUCGGUGAGCACCCGUGGCUUGUCCUUGAACUGCUCCAGCCACAGGUACUCAAUCGUCGAGGGCGUCUCCCGCUCGAACAACGACAUCUUGACCACCUCACGCAGCUGCCGCGGGACGGGAUAAGUGAAGCCAAACCGACGGCACUGCUGAUAUCGAUAGUGAUGCCGACGAUGACCGACGAUGGGAGGGCAGGGAGGGCACUGAGUGGGGGAGGCGGGGAGAAGGGAUCGAUGCAGAUGUCGGGCGCUCGUCAUGAGAGGUGGCCUCUGGGGCUUGGCUGAGGGGGAGCGGGG